GUCAUAACGCACUUCGACACUACAUAUAAAACAUAUUAAUCUUUUACAUUAUUGCUUAUCUUUGAAGAAUUGACUUCAAUUCCUUCCAUGGAGUUUGCAUCUUCUUCUUUAACAUCAUCAUCUUCAUCCUUCUUAACAUCAGAACCCCAUUUCAUACACGAUGUCUUCAUCAACUUUGGUGGAGAAGAAAUCGGUCGAAGGUUUGUUUCUCAUCUCCACUCUGUCCUUUUACAAGCUCAAGUCGAAACUUUGAUUAGCCAGGAGAAUCUGCACGAGGGAAUGAAGCUGGAAGAGCAUAUGCGAGCGAUAGGACACACUAAGAUUACAAUAAUCGUUUUCUCCAAAUCAUACACUGAAUCUGCUAGCUGUCUUCUUGAGCUUGAAAAAAUAAUUGAAUGCCACGAAACAUUUGGCCAAAUAGUUGUGCCCGUAUUUUACGAGAUUGACCCAUCGGAUGUACGUUAUCAGAAGGAUGAUUUUGGAAAAGCGUUGGAAGAAGCUGCUCACAAAAGCUAUUCAGGAGAACAACUGAAACAUGCGUUGUCCAAGUCGAGCCGUGCACUCACCACAACUGCUGGUAUCCCUAGUUGUGAUUUCAGAAAUUUCAGACAUGAUGCUGAACUUGUGGAGCGAAUUGUUAGCCGAGUUAAGACAUUACUGGACUAUAAAGACUUGUUUAUUACCCAAUAUCCUGUUGGAUUGGAGUCCCGCGUGGAAGACAUGAUUAAAGGGAUUGAAAAACAAUCUACCAAAGUGUGUAUGAUAGGGAUAUGGGGAAUGGGAGGAUCGGGUAAAACAACCAUAGCCAAAGCCACCUACAAUCGAAUUUGUCGUGAAUUCAUUGGUAAGUGUUUUAUAGAGAAUAUUAGUUAUGCUUGGGAUCCAGAAAAUAAGAAUGAAUGGUAUGUUGCUUUGCAAGAAAAUCUUCUUUCUGAUGUCCUAAAAUCCAAGUUGAAGGUGAAAAGCGUUGGGAUGGGAAGAACUAUGAUAGAGAACGGAUUUUCUGAAAAAAAGUUACUCAUUGUGCUUGAUGAUGUGAAUGACUAUGGCCAAUUGGAAAACCUAUGCGGGAGUCGUGAAUGGUUCGGUCAAGGAACUGUCAUAAUCAUUACAACUAGAAAUAUUAGCCUGUUGAAACGACGAGAAGUUAGUUAUAUUUAUGAAACGCAACUUUUGAACGAAAAUAAGUCACUUGAGCUUUUAAGUUGGCAUGUCUUUGGAGAAGCAAAACCAAGAAAAGGAUUGAAUGAACUUGCAAGAGACAUAGUUGCUUAUAGUGGAGGGCUACCACUAGCUCUUGAGUUCCUUGGUUCCUAUUUAUGGAAUAGGACAAAGGAAGAGUGGGAAACUGUAUUGAGAAAAUUACAAAGAAUUCCCCCGGAUAAACUUCUGAAAGUAUUAAAAAUAAGUUUUGACGAUUUAAAUGCUACAGAAAAGGACAUAUUUCUUGAUGUAUGUUGUUUCUUUAUUGGCAAAGAAAGAGACUAUGUCACAGAGAUAUUAAAUGGCUGUGGACUAUAUGCUGAUAUUGGAAUAAUAAUUCUCAUAGAACGUGGCCUCAUAAAAAUUGAAGGGAACAACAAACUUCAAAUGCACCCUUUGUUACGAGACAUGGGAAGAGAAAUUAUUCAUCAAGAAUGCUCAGAGGAACCGGGGAAAAGGAGUCGAUUGUGGUUGCAGGAUGACGUAAAAGAUGUACUGAAAGAGAAAUCUGGGACAAGAGCUAUCGAAGGAUUGUCCCUGAAACUGCAUUCCAGUAGUAGAGAUUGCUUGGAAGCUUGUGCUUUCAAGGAAAUGAAGAGACUAAGACUGCUACAACUUGAUAAUGUACAACUUAGUGGAGAUUAUGGGCACAUUUCUAAACAACUGAGAUGGAUUUGUUGGCGAGGAUUUCCUUAUAAAUACAUUCCAAUCAACUUUCAUUUGGAAAAUGUAAUUGCAAUUGAUUUCAAGNAUAGUCGUCUCCAACUAGUCUGGGAACAACCCGUGGUUUUAGAGCGAUUAAAAUUCCUUAAUCUUAGUCACUCCAAGUACUUGAAAGAAACACCUGACUUUUCAGGACUACCAAGUCUUGAAAAACUCAUUCUAAAAGAUUGCCCAAAUUUAUGCGAAGUACACCAAUCCAUUGGACGUCUCAGGAAUCUACUACUCAUAAAUUUGAAGGACUGCACAAGUCUAAGCUAUCUCCCAGAAGAGGUAUAUGAGUUGAGAUCUUUAAAAAUUCUCAUUCUCUCUGGUUGUUUAAAGUUUCCCCCUAUAGAUAUAGCAAAGGUGAAAUCCUUGGCAACUAUAAUUGCUGAAAACACAAAACCAAGCGCCCUUUGAUCAAUUGUAAGCUAUAACAAUAUCAGAUAUAAAUCCCAACAUGAAUUUGAAUGAUUGUUGGUAAAUAUUUGUUG
This is a messenger RNA of Vigna radiata var. radiata (mung bean), 2399 nucleotides long. Its product is annotated as TMV resistance protein N-like. Bases 88 to 2325 code for a protein of 745 amino acids. The record is from RefSeq and is a predicted model, not a curated record. Lineage: Eukaryota; Viridiplantae; Streptophyta; Magnoliopsida; Fabales; Fabaceae. The transcript is spliced from 4 exons. Gene Ontology annotation, molecular function: ADP binding. Gene Ontology annotation, biological process: signal transduction; defense response.